ACCAGCCUUCCCCCCGUCUGUAGGCUUACCACUCAACCUUAAUGGACUCGGACACCAAGCUAGUUGGGAACAUGGCACUGUUACCCCUCAGAAGCCAGUUCAAAGGCCCAGCACCUCGAGAAACUAAGGACACAGAUAUUAUAGAUGAAGCCAUCUACUACUUCAAAGCCAAUGUUUUCUUCAAAAAUUAUGAAAUUAAGAACGAGGCUGACAGAACACUGAUCUACGUAACCCUCUACAUUUCUGAGUGCUUGAAAAAACUGCAAAAAUGUAACUCCAAAGGCCAAGGAGAGAAGGAAAUGUACACACUAGGAAUCACCAACUUCCCGAUCCCCGGGGAGCCUGGCUUUCCACUUAAUGCCAUUUACGCCAAACCUGCCAACAAGCAGGAGGAAGAGGUGAUGAGGGCCUACCUGCAGCAGCUGAGGCAAGAAACUGGUCUUCGCCUUUGUGAAAAAGUGUUUGAUCCUCAAAGUGACAAGCCAAGCAAGUGGUGGAUCUGCUUUGUGAAGAGACAAUUCAUGAAUAAGAGUCUGUCAGGACCUGGGCAAUGAAGAGGGAAAGUAACACAACGUUAAGCAUUUCCACAGCAAGAUGUUUUGCCUUUGUUUUGGAUACGUUUUGUACCAAGGAGGAAUUAAGUGCUUAUGAAGAAAAAACAAACACAAAACCAAACAACAAACCAGUCAAUGAGGGAUAGAGGGAGAGGGAGGAAAAAGAUAAUUUGAGUGGCAUAAGCAGAUAUUAUUAAGCUGGUGCUUAAUAAGUGAUUUCUAACGUGUUGUUUCAGAUGCAGGCUGCUUCAUUAUCAAUGGCUACAGCUGGCGUUUAAAACAGGGCUUGUAUUUAAGAGAAGAAAUGGGCUUGUCUGGGGCAAAGGGAGCUGUGUAAUUGCUCUACUGGCUAGAGUCUCCGUAUCGUAUGUCCAUGGAAAACGUACUUGUCACGCUGUGUUGUUGAGUGCAGUGAUUUUUACCUUGUUUCCAAUAAACUUAGCUUGUAAUUAAUG
This is a messenger RNA of Apaloderma vittatum (bar-tailed trogon), 1009 nucleotides long. It is a transcript of the gene ARPC3, whose product is annotated as actin related protein 2/3 complex, subunit 3, 21kDa. Gene Ontology annotation, biological process: regulation of actin filament polymerization; Arp2/3 complex-mediated actin nucleation. Lineage: Eukaryota; Metazoa; Chordata; Aves; Trogoniformes; Trogonidae. The record is from RefSeq and is a predicted model, not a curated record. The transcript is spliced from 6 exons. The coding region runs from base 42 to 554 and encodes 170 amino acids. Gene Ontology annotation, cellular component: cytoskeleton; Arp2/3 protein complex. Gene Ontology annotation, molecular function: actin filament binding.